This is a messenger RNA of Oikopleura dioica, 2796 nucleotides long. The record is from the annotation of a GenBank genome assembly. Lineage: Eukaryota; Metazoa; Chordata; Appendicularia; Copelata; Oikopleuridae.
AUGAACGGCGCUUUUCUUGGGCAGUUACGAAAUCAAGGAAAGAUCCUCAUUACUUCCCACAAAUUCUCAACAAAAUCUUACUCUGAUGAACCUCCCGUCGAAACUGGACGACUAUGUGAAAAGCUUCUUUGUGAAAAAUGCCAAGUUGAUAAACGAAAUGGAAAGUGUGGACUUGAUGGCUGCGAGUUUAGAAUCAUCAGAAGCGGAUUCAAACAAGUUGAUCAUCUCAAACAUAUAAAAUUCAAGUGUCCGAUGGGAAAUUGCGAAGCGAAAUUGAGCUUCGAAGGAUUUUGUAUUCAUGCUUCAGAAGGAUGCCAAGCAAAGCCACUUCGAAAAAAGGAGAUUCCCCUGGAAGAAACUGGCUUUCUUCGAAAAGACAAAAACAACAAUAACUUUCAGCUUCAAUCUUACGAGGACGACGAACAAACGAAUAUGGUUCAUGCGAUGCCAAAGCGACCUCCAGUGACAAGAAUUGAGGAUGAAAAUCUUGGUCGAUCUAUGGAAAGUCUCAAACUUCGCGAUGAGGGUUCCGAAAAAGAAAGAUCGCGCCAAAAGAAAAGCUCAAAAGAGAACAACAAGAAGGAAGCUAUCCCGUCUCAUCUCUGCGGAACCCCCCUUUCUUCCGUGAAAGCACCCGAAGGCUACUAUGACGACAACCCAGCAUUUGACGCUCUACGCCAGCAAGGAAUCGCGCUGAAGAAUGGAAUGUUCGGAAACCACGAAAAGUUCGAUUUCCCCAUCGGAAUGCGGCCGGUACCAGAAGUUUCUGGGCAUCCGAAGGACAGGCAGUACAAGGUCGUCCCCGAAAGACAAGAAAUGAAUAUGCAGCAGCAAAAUAUGAUGUAUCCCACUCAUACACCCGAUGGUUUUCUCAUUCCUCCAGAUAUUGACGUCCAUCCAGACGGAGCCCCAAUCCCUAAAAAGCCGAGUGGAAGAGCUCCACCGACACACGAAGAAAUGAUAAUCAACCUGACAGCGGAAAAAGACGCUUUAGAAGAAAAACUGUUGCAGGAGCGAAAGGAUUGGCGAGCGGAGCAGAAACGUCUCAAGAAUAAAAUCUCGGUGUUGGAAAAACUGUCCACUGAUUUCAAGGGAAGUGAUGAGGGCCUUGGGAAGGUUGUUCGUGAGCUGCAAGCUCAUGCAGUGCAGGUUGAGAAAGAGCGAGACGCAGCACAGCGAAAAGUCCGUCAUCUGGAGAAAGUCAUGGAAAAGAUCGUCAACGACUCAAGCAGACAAUCAGCAGCUGCAUUGAAACUCGCCGAUAGCCAAGAAAAGAUGCGCGUCUUUGCCCUUAUCGGCCUUGCUGCAGCCCUGCACAAUCAUGUGCAGAAGAAAACCUUUCAGCUGGCAAGAAAACAGAGGCAGACUCUACUAUUGCCUGGAGAAGCGUGCUCUGAUAAUCAUCAGACAUUCAUGAUUUCGAUGAGAAUCAUCGAUUUACCAAAGACGACAUCAUCCCCGUACGACUUUUACAUUCGCCUGAACGGAACGAAAGCCAACAGUGCGUUGAUUUGUUUCCGUGAUUAUGAAAAAUUGCUCUCCGGCGAGAAUCAAGUCAACUUGAUUUUUGCGCUCCACGAGUAUAUCGGCCAUCUACGCGAUGUCGAUAUAGCCGUGGACAAUGCCGACUUUGAAUCUGGGCAAAUGAUCGGCCAACUUACUCAGAUCGAAAUCCGCGAUGGAAUCGACUUCGCUUGGGGAGAUUUCGCGGUAACGAAAGAUUUCGGGCCAUGGUUCCUUUACAUUCGUGAGAAGCCGCUCAAUCUUGAGCUGACGAAUCUGGUGUAUGAGAAGACUCUUCUCAACUUUUACUUCCCCACGGUACUUUUUUCGACAAUUUCUUUGUCGAAUAAUGCGAAUUGGGAUCCGAUUGACAUCAAAAAUAUGCUCGUGGCGAAGAUUGAAGAAGUUUUUACCGCAUUUAUGAUAAUAACCAUGUUCAUUUUUCUCCGGGAUCCGACUUGGUGGUCGGCUUUUCACAAGGCCGAUCAAACUACCCUCAAUCUUCACGGUGGCGCUGGAAUGUAUCCCUUCAUGUGGACAAUCGUUGGAAUCACCACCGCCAUCACAACCCUAAUCGGCAUCAUUCUCCGAAAGCUCCACGCGAAGCCGAAUUCGGGGAAAAUUGAGCCCGAGAUGAUUUCUCUCCCUCAUGAAAAGUGGAUCGAGAUGGACUGGCGGGAGCAAAGCUUGUUUCUGCGAAGCUUGCUCUCUCGAAAAGAGCAUUCAGGCACACGAACUCUUGUGAAUCGUCAAUUGCAGCAGGAGAAAAUAGUCACAAACUGUCCUCCUGGCGAAUUUCAUAAAGCAACUGCUGCUAAUAUUCGCUCUCGAAUGACGAAUCUGCCUCAGGAGCUCGCCGCAGCUGAUACAGAAAACUCCAAUUUUUUCAUUACAAAAAUGACGACAAUGAAGCCUUCUUAUGUCGGAACUCUUCACAAAAUUUCCAAGGAUCUUCUCAAGCCGACAGGAACAAGAUACAUUCGUCGAGAAGUCUACCGCCUCGAGAAUAAGAUCGUCGACAACAUCAGCUUAUCAGAGUGUUAUUCUCGAGAGCGAUCGUUGAUCCAGCGAGUUAGAAAGUCUUUUGAAGAUGAGGAUUGUCCAGAUUCAAUUUUGUACGAAAACAUCGGAGAUCGCCAAAAACCGACAACGACGCGGGGCAUCCCUCUUCCUCCAACGCCCGAGCCAGAAGAAGAGUUAGCAGAAGGGAUUCCAAGACAUGUCGACAGAGAAUUCUCCGAAUAUUCAGUUGAAUCACAAAAACUCCAGAGCCAAAUUAUGACGAAAGCAUAA